Molecule: messenger RNA, 2698 nt
Organism: Spinacia oleracea (spinach)
Lineage: Eukaryota; Viridiplantae; Streptophyta; Magnoliopsida; Caryophyllales; Amaranthaceae
Product: RINT1-like protein MAG2
Exons: 4
Coding region: 106-2517 (803 amino acids)
Biological process (GO): regulation of ER to Golgi vesicle-mediated transport; endoplasmic reticulum to Golgi vesicle-mediated transport; retrograde vesicle-mediated transport, Golgi to endoplasmic reticulum
Cellular component (GO): Dsl1/NZR complex
Source: RefSeq, a predicted model, not a curated record
AAAAGGUGAGUCCACCAACAUUAGUUUAACUCCCAAAAACAACAGUAAAGCUCCGCUGCCCCUGGAAGGAUAUCAAAGCAGAGAAACAACGUGGCCAUUCUCUCUAUGGAUUCAUCGCCGGAGAUUUUACCGGCGAUCGCCUCUCUUUCUCUUUCCGUCGUCUCCUUCCUCAACACCACAUUCCACCGCCCCGAACACCACCUCGACCUCUCCGAAUCCACUCACCUGGUCACUGAGUUGGACACUCGCUGCUCUGAGUUGACUCAUCACCUCACCGAUCUGACUCGCCGCCUCGACACCAGUCUUGUCUCUUGCGCUUCUUCUUCUGAUCGAAUUUCCGACGCUCUUCUCCAUGUCAAUCGCCAACUUCAAGAUCUCAAAUCAAAGUCCUCGUCUUUAGCUUCCUCAUCAGAUGGUAAAGCGGAGGAAAUGCUGGUAGAUGAGCUACCAGCACUGGCGAAAGAAGUUGCGAGAGUGGCGAUGGUGCGAAAUUACGCCGAGACAGCAUUGAAGCUUGAUAGCCUGGUUGGUGACAUUGAAGAUGCAGUCACUUCUGUGAUGAACAAAAAUUUGAAGAAGAACUCUACGAGACAGUACUCAGAGGAAAUACGCUUCAGUGCAAUCACUUCCCUUAAAUCAAUAGAAGAUGUUUUAGCUUCAGUGACGAGGGAACACCCCCAGUGGGUCCGACUUGUGUCAGCUGCUGAUCAUAGAGUUGAUCGAGCCUUAGCUAUUUUGAGACCCCAGGCAGUUGCUGAUCACCGUGCCCUGCUUAUUUCAAUAGGAUGGCCACCAUCUCUUUCCACAUUAAGUUCUUCAAAUAUUGAAGGAAGGAGAAUUUCUGAAGUGCGAAAUCCUCUUUCUGCAAUGCAUGGAGAGAUGAAACAGAAGUACUGUGAAAUUUUUCUUGCCUUGUGCAGCCUACAGGAGUUACAGCGACGAAGAAAGUCACGGCAACUUGAGGGGUAUAACCGUGAUAUUUUUCAGUACCAGCCACUCUGGGGUAUUGAAGAACUUGUGAAUCCUCUCUCUCUUGCAUUCCUUCAUCAUUUCCAAAAGUGGGUAGAUAAGCCUGAAUUCAUAUUUGCUCUCAUUUACAAGAAUACAAGGGAUUAUAUUGAUUCAGUGGAUGAGUUGUUGCAACCCCUGGUGGAUGAAGCAAUGUUGACAGGAUACAGUUGCAGAGAGGAAUGGAUUUCCGCUAUGGUGACCUCCCUAUCAACAUACUUGGCAAAGGAAUUAUUUCCUGCAUAUGUUUCUCAUUUGGAUGAGGAGAGUACAGUGGAGGUUAGGCUGCAGGCAAGAAUGUCAUGGCUUCAUUUGGUUGAUUUGAUGAUAUCAUUUGAUAAAAAGAUUCAUGCUCUGGCUGCCCUCUCUGGGAUCUUAGAUUCGACUGAGGAGUACAGCCUCUUACAAAGGAUGUCUUCUCUCUCUGUCUUCUGUGACCGGCCAGACUGGCUUGAUUUAUGGGUGCACAUAGAACAUGACAAUGUAAUAGAGAAAUUGAAACCUGAAAUGGAGGAUGAGAGAAAUUGGACAACAAAAACUCGGGGAGCAGUUCUUUUUCCUGGGUCUGAAGAUUAUAAAUCUCCUGUAGCUUCAUCCAUAGUUCUCAAACACGUAUCAUCAGUCAUUGACCGCUGUAGAUCAAUACCUUCCGUAUUUUUGAGAUCUCGAUUUGUCAGAUUAGUGGGUGCUCCAAUUAUUCAGACCUUCCUGAAUUGCUUGCUUACCAAAUGCUUAGAAGCAGAAGGGCUCACAGCAUUGGCAGAUGAUGAUGCCGUGGCCAGAGUUAUGACUUCAGUGAAUUCUGCUCACCAUCUCGAGUCAAUCUUAAUAGAAUGGUGUGAUGAUAUCAUCUUUGUUGAAAUGGGACUCGCAGAGGAUGUUGAAUCAGAAAAGGGUUUUAGAGAGAGUAGUCUUUCGACUGGUAUUACCGAGGGAAAUGGAAAUGGGGUUUUGGAUGAGGAAAUUGUAAAGCUGGAGGAGUUUAGAAAGGAAUGGGUUAAUAAAUUGACAAAUGUUGUUUUAAGAGGAUUUGACGCUCAGAUUCGAGAUUAUAUAAGGAAUAGAAAACAAUGGCAGGAGAAGAUUGAAGAAGGCUGGACAGUGACAAAAUCUUUUGUAGUGGCUCUAGACUAUUUGCAGGGAAAGAUGUCUAAAUUGGAAGAAGGUCUAAACAGCAUGGACUUCACUUCAGUAUGGAGGAGUUUAGCAACUGGAAUAGAUCGUUUAAUUUUUAAUGGUAUUCUUAUGAGCAAUACAAAGGUAUAUAACGGAGGUGUAGAGAGGUUUGCAGGUGAUAUGGAUGUUUUAUUUGGUGUAUUUAGGAGUUGGUGUUUGAGACCUCAAGGUUUUUUUCCCCGUGUAAGUGAAGGCCUCAAGUUGCUGAAAUUGGAAGAAAAGAUCCUUCAAGAUGUAUAUAUUCAAGGAGAGGGGUGGAUGAAACAUAAUGGUAUUAGGCAUCUUAGUGUAGCCGACGCUGAAAAGAUAGCGAGGUGUAGAGUCUUCACAUAAAACCCGUAAUUUUUCAACCCUCGACAGCCCCCACUAUAAAGAUGGUGUUUAGAAAUGUAGUGCUGUAUAUCAUGGAGAUUCUACUGACCCAUUUUGUUUUAUUACAAUUGGCAAUAAUCUAAUCUUUAUUAUCCCCUCAAAUGUAUUCAUAUGUCUGAAAAUGUAACAUCUUUUUGUAAAA